AUGAGAUCACAAUCACCUAAUUUAAAAUAAUCAAGAGUAAGUUCUGCUUAAUAAAAUAAUUCUAUUGCUGUAAGUUAGAUUGAGAAGUCAAAAAUUGAAAAUAAAUAAUCUGUUACAAAAUAGGAUAAAAUGAAAAGCUAUGCAAAAGAAUAAUAAAAUGUUUCAAAAAAACAUGAAACUGUAUUAUAUACAAAUUAUAUAAUAGAUAGAUCCUACGAAAUUAAUUGAAUAGAAUAUGAAAUUAAAAGAAUAACUAUAAGAUUUAGUAGUACAUCUUGAUAAUAUUGUUAAAAAUUAAAAAGAAAAACAAAAGUUAGAAAAGGAAAAGAAAUUUGCAAAGCCUUAAGAUCCAGCUGAUAAGAAAUCUAUUUUGAAUUAAUAGGAAAAAUAAAUUAAUGAUAAUAUUGCAUAAAUCAAAUUAAUAUCUAAGUAGUUAGAAUAAACAUUUGAUAUAAAUAAGUAAUAAUAUUAAAUAAUUAAUAGAAUAAAAGAGAAGGAAGAUAAGAAAAGGUAUUUGGAAAAUGAAUAUUUAAAAUUAUAUAAAGAAUAUGAAUCAUAACAAAGAAUUGAUUAAAAAUAGAAUGAAGGAUUAAAAUAAAUGGAUUUGAAGGAAUAAUAAUUAAUUAUUGUAACAAUUAAAAAACAAUUAUAAGAUGAGUAAAAAGUGUCUAGAUAAUUAAUAGAGGAAAUCAAUUUGAUUGAAAAAAAUGUUUAAAAAUUACAUAAUGAAAGAGUAACGAAAUUGAAACAAAUAACAGAUAUUUAAUAGAAAAUUACUUAGAAAAAGAAAAAUAAAUAAGUUGAUGAUGAAAUAGAUGAUAAUAAAUUGAAAUAAUUAGUGGAUGAAAUAAUUGAACUAUAAAAAAAAAAGGAUGAAUAAAUGAAAAACUAUAGUGAAAAAUUUUAAAAGUUAGAGUCAGAUAGAAAUUAAAUAAAAAAUGAAAUUGAAAAAAAGAGAAUGUUAAUGAUUAAAUUAGAAAGAGAUACAAAAAUUAAUAGAAUUUUUAUACAUGAAGCAAAUAGAUAUUUAAGAUUGGAUGAUAAAAAUUCUUAAAGAUCAACUAAACCUAUCUUUUCUGCAUCGAAAAAACCUACUACUCCAAGAAAAGAUACUCCUUCUCCAAAAUCAGAAAAAGGAUCAAUUAGAAAAGGUCUAUCUUAAAAAAAAGUAGAAAUAAUCAAAGAAGAAUAAUUUGAGGAAACAAUCCCAAAUUUAGAUCUAUAGCAAUAAAAUUAAAGAUAAUCUAGAACUAAAGAAUAAAAAGAUAAAACAUAUUAAACAGAUUGCAUUGAUUAACAUACAUCAAAAUCUACUGAAAAAAAAGAUGUAUAAGAAUCCACUUAAAUUGAUAAAUCAAUUGAAAAAUAAUAUACUCAUCAUAAUAAUCAUGAAGAGGAAACAAAAAGUUUAAUUGAUUAAAAUGAGUAUAAUUCUCAAUAAAAUCAAUAAAUUUAAUAGCCAAAGUACAUAAUUAUAUUUAAUAUUAAGCAUAUAUAGAAAACCAAUGAUGAUGCUCAAAAAAAAAUGA
This is a messenger RNA of Paramecium sonneborni, 1529 nucleotides long. NCBI's taxonomy places the organism in Eukaryota, Ciliophora, Oligohymenophorea, Peniculida, Parameciidae. The record is from the annotation of a GenBank genome assembly.